Hippopotamus amphibius kiboko is the source of this 2815-nucleotide messenger RNA. It is a transcript of the gene KIFBP, whose product is annotated as kinesin family binding protein. The record is from RefSeq and is a predicted model, not a curated record. The transcript is spliced from 7 exons. Bases 210 to 2279 code for a protein of 689 amino acids. NCBI's taxonomy places the organism in Eukaryota, Metazoa, Chordata, Mammalia, Artiodactyla, Hippopotamidae. Gene Ontology annotation, molecular function: protein binding.
UAUGAAUGUCAAAAGAUUUCUGCCUUUCAACUUAUAUCAAUUAACGAGAGUAGUUAGCCAGCUAUGUUUGUAAACAAUAUUUCCUUGUGAUCUGUUAAAGUUAAUCGAUAUUUUUAUGCAGCUACAGCUUCACCGGGUCAAGAAGAGAGUCACCACCUCAGAGAGAGCGGGGCUGGAGGCGGGACUGUCGUCAGGACAGCUUCCGUCCCAUGACAACGGUUGCUAUGGUGACGACUACGCCUUCCCAUUGGCCACUGCCAAGCAUAUUGCGGUUCCCUUGGCGGGCGUCAUUGGCUAGCGUUCUGCAGUGCGCAGGCGCAGGGCUGUCGAGGGCCGUAAGUGAAGUGUCGCAAAGCAGAAGAAGGCGGGAGUCCCGAUUGCAAACAUUGAGAAAACAGGCUGUGGAGGCUGUUAUGGCGGAUUCUCCGUGCGCCGAGAUUCGUGAGAAAUUCCAGGCUGCGCUGGCCUUGUCGCGGGUAGAACUGCACAGAAACCCAGAGAAGGAACCGUACAAGUCCAAAUACAGCGCCCGGGCGCUGCUGGAAGAGGUCAAGGCGCUGUUGGGCCCUGCACCUGAAGACGAGGAUGAGCGACCUCCGACCGAUGACAGCUUUGGCGCGGGGGACCACACCUUGGGACUGCCGGCUGAAUUGGUGGCGGCCGAGGGGCCCGUCGCCCGGGGGUCAGUGAGGCGGGCGGUUAUUGAGUUCCAUCUCGGGGUGAACCACAUCGACACGGAGGAGCUGUCGGCGGGGGAGGAGCAUCUGGUGAAAUGCCUGAGGCUACUGCGCAAGUACAGACUGUCGCAAGACUGCGUCUCCCUCUACAUCCAGGCGCAGAAUAACCUGGGUAUCUUGUGGUCUGAAAGAGAAGAAAUUGAAACUGCACAAGCUUAUCUAGAAUCAUCAGAAGCUCUAUAUAAUCAGUAUAUGAAAGAGAUUGGGAGUCCUCCUCUUGAUCCUACUGAGCAUUUUCUUCCUGAAGAAGAGAAACUUGCUGAACAAGAGAGAUCAAAAAGAUUUGAGAAGGUUUAUACUCAUAACCUGUAUUACCUGGCUCAAGUCUACCAGCAUAUGGAAAUGUUUGAGAAGGCUGCCCAUUAUUGCCAUAGUACCCUAAAACGCCAGCUGGAGCACAAUGCCUACCAUCCUAUGGAGUGGGCUAUUAAUGCUGCUACCUUGUCGCAGUUCUACAUCAAUAAGCAAUGCUUUAUGGAGGCCAGGCACUGUUUAUCAGCUGCUAAUGUCAUUUUUGGUCAAACUGGAAAGAUCCGAACCACAGAAGACACUACUGAAGCUGAAGGAGAUGUGCCAGAGCUUUAUCACCAAAGAAAAGGGGAAAUAGCAAGAUGCUGGAUCAAAUACUGUUUGACUCUCAUGCAGAAUGCCCAACUUUCCAUGCAGGACAACAUAGGAGAGCUGGAUCCUGAUAAACAAUCUGAACUUAGAGCUUUAAGGAAAAAAGAACUAGAUGAGGAAGAAAGCAUCAGGAAAAAAGCUGUGCAGUUUGGAACUGGUGAACUGUGUGAUGCCAUCUCUGCAGUGGAAGAGAAAGUGAGCUCUUUGCGACCUUUAGAUUUUGAAGAAGCCAGAGAGCUUUUCUUAAUGGGUCAGCAUUAUGUCUUUGAGGCAAAAGAGUUCUUUCAGAUUGAUGGUUAUGUCACUGACCAUAUUGAAAUUGUCCAAGACCACAGUGCUCUGUUUAAGGUGCUUGCAUUCUUUGAAACUGACAUGGAGAGACGGUGCAAGAUGCAUAAACGCAGAAUAGCUAUGCUAGAGCCCUUAACUGUGGACCUGAAUCCACAGUAUUAUCUAUUGGUCAACAGACAGAUUCAGUUUGAAAUUGCACAUGCUUACUAUGAUAUGAUGGAUUUGAAGGUUGCCAUAGCUGACAAGCUGAGGGAUCCUGAUUCACACAUCGUGAAAAAAAUAAAUAGUCUUAAUAAGUCAGCAUUGAAGUACUACCAGCUCUUCUUAGACUCCCUGAGAGACCCAAAUAAAGUAUUUCCUGAGCAUAUAGGGGAAGAUGUUCUUCGCCCUGCCAUGUUAGCGAAGUUUCGAGUUGCCCGUCUCUACGGGAAAAUCAUCACUGCAGAUCCCAAGAAAGAGCUAGAAAAUUUGGCAACAUCAUUGGAACAUUACAAAUUUAUUGUUGAUUACUGUGAAAAGCAUCCUGAAGCUGCCCAGGAAAUAGAAGUUGAGCUAGAACUUAGUAAAGAGAUGGUGAGUCUUCUUCCAACAAAAAUGGAGAGGUUCAGAACCAAGAUGGCCCUGACUUAAUAGUCCUUGCUUUUAAUGAGAGAAAAUGUGCAAUGUUGAAGAGAUUUUUUUCCCAUUAGUCAAACAAGCCCAGUUCAAUUGUGGUGUUUACUUUAAUAGCCAGAUGAAUGCUGUUUGAACUUGAGAUAGACCAAUUGAAUCUUUGCUAGGAUCUUAAUAAUUUAUACCUAAUUAUGUAAAUAAAUUGCCUUGUUAAAGUGAUGUGAUUGGUAUUUUAGAUUGCUUGUUUCCUAUUUGAAUAUAAACUUCUUCUGCCUCAUUUUCUAAAAUAGGUUCUUUGUUGGCUAAUACUUGAUGGAUUCAUUAAGAGGAAAAAUGCUCGGUAAUACAUCUGGUGGGCAAGCUGUUACUGUAUUAAAACUGAAAAAGUAACUUCUUAUAGUUAUUCUUCCCAAAAUACUUACUUUCCUAAAUUCCCAAAGAAAUCUUUCCCUUCUGAAAUACUAAAAAACUAAGUUAUGUUGUAAAGUAUUGUAGUUUGUUUCAUUAUAGAGGAAAAAGGACUUGUUGAAAAUAUAGUAAAUUGACUUGUGUCA